AUGCGAGGCUUAGUCACCAUGUCCCGAGUCCUCCAGGGGGACAGUGGUGCUGGGAGGGCAGGGGGUGGGGGGGCGCCUGGUCCCCUCACCAGCCGGAAGCUCCAAUACUGCCUCCUCAGCAAGGACUUGGCCCACGUCAGAAAUGUAGAAUCCGGUCCUAGAGCCUCCACUGGGUUGACUCCUGGUUUCUGUCAUGAUGUUGGAGACGUGAAGUCUGGAAACCGCAGCCCAUCUGUUUUUCAGUUUUCUUGUUUAAAAUAG
Messenger RNA from Rangifer tarandus platyrhynchus (Svalbard reindeer), 261 nucleotides. The record is from the annotation of a GenBank genome assembly. NCBI's taxonomy places the organism in Eukaryota, Metazoa, Chordata, Mammalia, Artiodactyla, Cervidae.